AUGCAUAGGGCGAACCUUGCAGUAUGGGGCGACAUUAAGGGCGUUCACCGCAUCUUUCACGCCGCCUUCGCUUUCAAUAUCGCGAUCGACGUCUUGAUUACCAUCGCCAACACGUACUAUCUAUUGCGACCUAGGUCCGAAUAUCGCGACCUGACGUCGAUCCUAGACGUCAUACUUCUAUGGGUUAUUGGUACAGGCGCAUUGACUAGCGUCUUUGCGUUCAUCACGCUCGUCACGUGCAUCGUAUCGCCAGAUCGCCUCACCUACAUGGCUCUGGAAAUUUUCGUGGCCAAGCUCUACAUGAAUAGUUUGCUCGCGAUGCUCAAUACGCGCGAGAAGCUCCGAGCGAAAGCACCCAUGACGCUGAAUGUUAACACUUCCGUAACAGGCAGCACCGACCAGUCAGACACUUCGCAGCUCAGUGGCUCGACGGUGGCCGACAAAGAGAGCGCGCCAGUUGAGAGCGCCGCGCCAGCUCACGACCUUGAACGGGAUGCAGAGCAACGCUCUAACAUCUCCACGAAGUCACCUCACUCCGACGUCUCGGGCGAAUCGCGCGACACCAGGAUUCAAGGACAGAGAACGUCCAAGGUUCGGCCUCUCCCUGUGAUUCCGCCGCCACCUAGCUAUUGCUCAGCAGUCUGA
Messenger RNA from Punctularia strigosozonata HHB-11173 SS5, 645 nucleotides. RefSeq lists its product as uncharacterized. Bases 1 to 645 code for a protein of 214 amino acids. The record is from RefSeq and is a predicted model, not a curated record. NCBI's taxonomy places the organism in Eukaryota, Fungi, Basidiomycota, Agaricomycetes, Corticiales, Punctulariaceae. The transcript has 6 exons.